Elaeis guineensis (African oil palm) is the source of this 1926-nucleotide messenger RNA. Its product is annotated as protein SHORT INTERNODES 1. Gene Ontology annotation, cellular component: nucleus. Gene Ontology annotation, biological process: positive regulation of DNA-templated transcription. The record is from RefSeq and is a predicted model, not a curated record. Gene Ontology annotation, molecular function: DNA binding; DNA-binding transcription factor activity. NCBI's taxonomy places the organism in Eukaryota, Viridiplantae, Streptophyta, Magnoliopsida, Arecales, Arecaceae.
AGAGAGAGAGAGAGAGAGGGUUUUGGGAUCGCAGUGGAGAGGGGGCAGAGAGAGAGUGGGCUUGGGAAGGUGUCAUAAAUGGAAUUGAGAUUGUGGCAGGGAGGGCGGCGGUGCAGUGGCUCCAAUUCCGUGUCUUUAAUAUACUCUUCAAGGAAGUGAGACAGAGAAGGGAGCCAAGCCAAAGCCAAGGAAGAGACGAGAAAAUAAGGAAGAGAAUUAGAGCGGAGGGAGACGAAGAGAGGGAGAGAGCGAGGGAGGGAGCCAGCAGCAAUCGCUGUUGCUGCUACUGCUGCCGCCUCCUCUCAGUGUCAGUAAAAAAAAAAAAAAAAGAAGAAGAAGAAGGAAGAAAGAAAGGGAAAAGCAAACCAAAUCCCAGCACUCGACGUGCGUACGGACAAAAUUAGCAGCGGGCGGGCGCAGCAACGACCAACAAUUUUCCAUUCAUUCAUCGAUCUUUAAAACCCACAGCCUGGACUAGAAGAAAACCUACCCCCCCGUACCCCAUCUAUUCCUCCUCCUCCUCCUCCUACUACUACCACUACUCAAUUUAAUUGAAAUCCUUCCACAUAGCUUAUAUAGCAUAUAUACCUUCAUUGUGGUAACUCUCUACUCCACGCUUAGCUUUGCCUUUUGAUCACCAGUCUUCAUAAAUAUAGCCAGAUCUAGAGAGAGGAAGCAGGAGGAGGGGACUGGUUUGGUCUAGUCCUGCUAUGGAUUAUAAGCAGCAAUCGAGGGGAGGAGCAUGGCAGGGUUCUCUCUAGGUGGGAGCCACCGUCAAGGAGGCGAAGAAGAAGAACAAGGCGGAAUCCCUCCAGAGAAUCUCUUCCUCUACAGCGGUAGCGGCGCCAGGAGCGAAGAAAUCCCCUACACCCGCGGCUUCGAGCUAUGGCAGCAGCAGCAGCAGAUCCAGCGGCACCAGCAGCACUUCUACCCCUCAUCCGCGCUUCUUUCCUUCUCCGAUGAGCCCCCGGGGCAUCCGCCCCAAUCCGGUGUCCGCGGCGGCGGCGGUGGAGGAGGACGGAUGAGCGGCGGCGGAGGAGGGAAGAGCUGCCAGGACUGCGGCAACCAGGCCAAGAAGGAUUGCCCCCACCUCCGCUGCCGCACCUGCUGCAAGAGCCGUGGAUUCCAGUGCCCCACCCACGUCAAGAGCACCUGGGUCCCCGCCGCCAAGCGCCGCGAGCGCCAGCAGCAGCUCGCCUCCGCCUCCCAAUCCCAUUCCCUCCGAUCCGCCGCUGUCGGUGUCAGCGGAGAGCCUUCCAAGAGGCCCAGAGAGAUCUGCCCCCGUCUCCCCACCGCCAUCGCCACGGACACCUCGUCAGCAGGAGGAGGAGGAGGGAUGGAGGCGGGGAGCUUCCCGGCGGAGGUGAGCUCGGCGGCGGUGUUCCGCUGCGUGCGGGUGAGCCCGAUGGACGAGGCGGAGGACGAGUUCGCGUACCAGACGGCGAUCAGCAUCGGCGGGCACGUGUUCAAGGGCAUCCUCUACGACCAGGGACCCGACGGCGCCCCCUUCCCGACGACCACAACCCCUCGCCACAUCCACCACGGUGAAUCCUCCUCCUCUUCCUCCGCCGCCGCUGCCAUCACCACUACCGCAGCCGCUCUUUCUACUGGUCUCGCCGCGAGCACCAGUGCCACUGCUGGUACUACUGCGGCAGCUUCCACCGGGUUUUUGGAUCCGUCGUCGCUGUACCCAGCUCCACUGAGUGCUUUCAUGGCCGGUACCCAGUUCUUUCCCCACCACCCCAGACCUAGCUAGCUAGAACUAAUUAAGCAAUGCACAUUGGUAGUUGAAGCAUUUCACCAGUUUUCUGAGCUAUCUUAAUCUUAGUUUUUCAGUGAAUGUAGCGUUGGAGUCGAUCCCAGCUGUUUCUUUCCGUUCCUCCGACAUUUGCUUGAAUCUAACAAAUGUUUCGAGCUGGCUAUCUA